Centrocercus urophasianus (Greater sage-grouse) is the source of this 6076-nucleotide messenger RNA. RefSeq lists its product as uncharacterized. NCBI's taxonomy places the organism in Eukaryota, Metazoa, Chordata, Aves, Galliformes, Phasianidae. The transcript is spliced from 11 exons. The record is from RefSeq and is a predicted model, not a curated record. Bases 464 to 2683 code for a protein of 739 amino acids.
GUGCGGACAGAGGCAGCAGCGCUGUGCAGUGCGGAGGUGAGCGGCAGGGCUUCUGCUGUGCUGCUGAGUCCCGCCUCGGCUGCAGGGAGUUCCUUGCUGUGACCUGGCCAAGUACGGAAAUGCCCUGUCAAGGAAUUCACGUCUCGCCCAGAGCCUGGCCUCAGUGUCUUCACUCCACCUUCCUUGCUGUUUCUGUGAGUCAGCGUAUCCAGCUCCACAGUGUUGCCAACUCCUAAUGUUGCCUAAGGAACUUCUGCAGAAUGGAUUCCUUGCAUACCUGCAUUACCCUGAGCAGAUAUGGCUUACCUGCAGUGUGUGGAGCCACAGCCCACCAGUCUGUGUAGCUGUUCACUGACGUACUUGCAGAAUAGGAGGAAAUCAACUUCUUGUGGACAACAGGUGUGUCCAGUACCCACAGUGCUCACUGGGAGAUUCUGCCUGUGAAGGAGGCAAGCAACAAGUCAUGGAGGAAGUUGCCAGACAAAGUGGGGGGUCCUCUCAAGCGAUCAGAGCCCCCCCUGCUGCUCCUGCAAAGAUAAUCUCCAUGCACACCUCCCAUGUCCCGUGUUGUCACACAGCCAGUAAAGCUCUCUAUGGCUCUGUGCUGCCAGGAUGUCCAUUAACACACAAGCUGCAGAAGUACUGUUACUGGGGUCUCCUGGUAUUUGCUUUCUACAGCCUUCCUGUUUGUGCAUGGAACCCAGACUCCAUUUGUACUUCCUUGAUAUCCUCAGCAAGAUGGAACUUCACUCACUCAUCCCCAGAGGCUUCCAGUUUUAUAAGGGGGGCUCGUGUGCUGGCAAGGAGGAAAGCUGAUGGCUAUUACUACCUGGGCCACAUUGCACGACAAGUGAAGGGCUCCAGGGGAUGUUUUUUAAUUGAAUUUGACAAAAGUUGCACACUGAAAGGCAAGGUGCAGCUUCGUAUGCAGGAAACACCUCUCUAUGACAUUCUGCACUACGAAGGUGCCUCGCAGCGGUGCCUCGCUCCAGGAGACAGAGUCUUGGCCCCAUGGGAGGCUCACACUGAACGCUUUGGCCCAGGCACUGUGCUCAAGGUUAUGGAGAACAAGGAGACACCUUUAGCACACAAUAGAAAAGGAGUGCUUGUAAAUUUCUGGAAUGGGCAAACUAAGGAGGUAUCUUCUGACCAAGCUCUAUGGAUCCCUCUGCCCUUAAGCGAGCGCAUCAUCCUAGAACUGCAGAUGCCAUUAGCAGCCAGGCAGAUGGUGGUGGAGUCAAGCUUGGACUACCCGUACAUUGUGGCACCAGGUUACAGAGCUUCAGGCUGUUACAGACGGGGCCACUCAGGGCUGGACUGCUGGCCAGGGCGGCUGUGUUCAGUUCAGCCAUGCACUAAGUGCAGCUGUAGGUGUGCCUUAGUUCCCCACUGCUGCCUUGCAGCCUGCAAAAGCCCACAGCCUACAGAGCACAAAGUGCAGCAAGAAAAUUUCAUCAUCCCAGGAGCACCCUUGAGUAAAGAAGAACUCAGCAAGAAAAUAGAAGAGCAACUGUCUGAAGUGAGGAUUUCCCCUUCAGGAGGUGUUUCCAAAGAGGAAGAGGAAAAUGAAGAGAAGAGCUUGAUGACAGAAAAUCUUCCAAAAGAUGCUCAGUCUUGCUUGGAAGAGGACAGUGAGGUUUUAGGCCCUAAGAAGAGUCCUCAGAGGGAGAUGGCUCGUGCUACAAUGGUUGAUACUGCUGUCAACACAGACAGUUGCUUGAUGGAGUCAGUCCACAAGGAAGAAGCAGGCAGCAGACAGCAGGAUGCUGGAACCAAGGCUCAUUUUAAACAUAAACAUGGUCUUUUUGAGUUCAGAGUGGCAGAUGCUCCAGUUCAACCUUCCCAAAGGAGCACUUCUCCCAAAGGAGCCAGUGCCUUGAGUCCUUUCCAGCGACAGAGCUUCUUUGACCAAGUGCAUCAGUCACUAAAGAAAGACAGCCUGGCCAUUGAAUCAGCCCUGCAUGUACAGAGACCACGCAGUACCUCCAGUUCACAAGCUGGGAGAUUCACAAAUCUAAGUCUUCUAAAAGACAGAAGCAUUUCAAAAUCUGUAUGUAACAGUGCAUCUCAGGAGAGAUGGGAAGAGAUGGACCUCAACAAGGCCAAGAUUGAGCACAAAAGGCACCAAGAGGAAGAGAGGCAGUUGAAGAGGCAGCAGCAGCAAGAGGCAGAUGCUGUCCAAUGUCAGCUGCGCAGGAACAACCAGAGGCAGCGAUUGUAUCAGAGAACUUUGCAAGGGUUGGAGAAACAGCUGGAGCACAAAAACAGAGCUUUGCAGCACAUGGCGCUGCUGCAAGCUGCUCAGUCAGAGAGGAGCAAGAAGGAAUCCUUCUUGGCAGAGGAGGAUAACAGAAAGUUAAGUCAGAGGCUGCAGUUCCUACAUGCACAGCGACUGCAGAGAGAGAAUUUUCUUGCAGAACUCAAUGAGCGGAGCUUUAAACAAGAAAAAGAAAGGCUGGAUUUUUUGAGGAACAGAAUGCAGUCACGGCAGGCAGUGCUGACACAAGACUUAGAGGAGCAGGACAGGCAACAAAAGCAUCACCAGGCUGCCAAAAGGAAAGUGUUCCAGAACAGAGAUCGUUUACAUGAGAAGAUGCAAAAAGAAGAACAAAGACACUGUGACCUCCAGCAAUACCUCAGAGAACAGAAUCUUUUGAUGUUCCGAGCAUCACUACUAGAGUAAGGAAACUGCAGUGGGUAAGCAGGCACUUGAUCAGUUCACAAAUGUGUGUGUGUGUGUGUGUGUGUGUGUGUCAGUGUGCUGCACUUUGGGUGCAAGAAUGCAGUUGUGACAAAUACAACUCUUGGAGAAAUCAUGUAUCUCCCUUCCAUUGCAGCCAGCAUGUGUUUUUGCUGCUCUGUCCCUUACCAGUCUUUCUUCCUGGAGUAACUGCUCUGGUCCAGCUGCCUGUGGCAUAGGCUCUCAUCUUGGUCAGACUGUUGUUCAGUUUUGGGCAUAGGCAACAACUCCACUGAAGUCUCAUCUCUGCAACCAAAAGCCAUGGUGGUAUUUAAUAGCUAGAGUACUGCCAUCCUGCCCUAAAGGCAUCUGAAAAGGGCCAGCUUUGUAGGAGCCCACAGAGUCAGCAUCUGUACUGUUUAGUUUUGUAGUUUAGGACUGAUGACAGUGCCAUGGGACAAUACAGAGUAGAGCUACGAAAGAGCUGGAAGUUGGCAGAGGGAUGUCGGGUUGUAACUGCUUUCAAAAUGCAAAUGACAGAGAAAGGAAUUUCUCUAGGGAGAGCACAGGUCACACACUUUACUAAGUGAAAAACACAAAGGUCAGAAGGAGCUCCCUGGGAAUGAGUCUCUCAAGUGGUAGAAGGCACAGAUACAGAUUAUGUCCUGCUAUAGCAGCUUGCAGGGGAAUUAAAUACAAGCGUGGAGAGGCUUCCACUGCUGAUUUCUGGACACUUUUUGCCCUUCUGUGUUUCUUCCAGAACAGGACCAGGAGAGCACGUUUUUUAAAGGUCAAGGACAACAUCAAAUAGUAAGUAAAGCCACGUGAUGCUGUCAUGUGACUUACCUUGCAAUCUUAGUGUUACAUGACGUACAGGGAAGGAGAACUCAGAGACCGGUUGGUUGGGGAAAAAAAAAAACGUGCAGCAACAUAAAUGUACAUGCUGAAAUACAGCAUCAAUUGUCCAUUGCUAUUGCCAUUAUUGCAGCUGACACUUGCAAGUGUCCCACUGCAUCUGAUUUGCAGAGAUCCAUAGGAAAGAGGUCCAUACAUAUGAUGAAGUUGGGGUACGUCCAGCAACUGCUUUAGGUCCAGAACUGCUGUAGGAGGCAGGGCAGGAAUCCAGUAAUGUGAGAUCUGCUCCCAAAAACCUGGUAAGGCAGCUUGGAACCAUCCAGCUUGGGCUGCAAGUGAGUGUAGAUCCUUCCACUGUCAGUAUUCUUCAGAAAAUGUAGGUCACUUCCCUAGAGAAAGAAUGACUUAGAGUGUGUGCGUGUGUCGGAGAGAAGACACAGUUUCUAGGCAUUAUAGUGACAAAAAUGUUAAUUUUCUGAAAUACCUGUCUUUGGAGAAUCACCAAACCCAGUGGUGGGCAAGGGAUUCUAUUUUGCUAUUAUCUCAUUUUUUGGUCUGCUUGUCUCCAAAAGCUGGAUAUCUUAUGUCAGAAAGAUAGGCAUAUCUGUGCAGGUAAGGCACACGAUCAGAAUAAAUAGGCUACACCACAAAUAAGUGAGAAGGAUGCUACAAAAUGGUAAAUUGAAAAAUGAGUGAACAAAUUGUGUAAGAAACCAGGAUAGCCAGCAGCAUUACACAAGUUUCCCCAUUCCCACUGCAGGGUAAAACAGAGUUACCACCCGGAGCCCAAGAUGUAACUUGCUCCUGUUGGCCCCUGUUCAAGUGCAUUGCUCACUUCUGUGAUAGCAGAAGUGUGAUAGUGAGGCAUGUGGUGUCAGAUGCUCCCAUGGAUAAGCUGCCAUCUUUUUCCCUCUCCAGGACAGAAAAAAUAAGGCAUACCGAGAGAUGCUGUUACACAACAUUAAGGAGAGAUGAGUUUAAUGAUUGUGCUCUGAUCAGUAGCAGUGCCUUCAUUCACAAAAGGGAUGAGGAAGUUACAGUUGUCACCAUAUAAAAUGCAGGUGUCAAAUACAGGUGUCACAAUGCCAUUAUCAUUAGCUUUGGGCAGUGAAAUGAUUUAAUUCAAAUGGGUAUUUAGGAAACGAGAAUGAGUGCCCCAGCAAACUGUACCACGUCCAGAACUACAAUGAAGGGACUUCUUAUUUUUCAUAAAGGUGUGCUAAGAUAUAAAGUAAUGGGAAUAAAAUACAUGAGAUACCUUGUUUUAUGUAGCACCCAGAGCCAAAGUGGAUACGAAACUGAGGUGCUGCAGCUUGGAAACACGUAACGCACUUUCUGGAAUAUCACUCAGCCAAGAGCACAGGUAUUAGAAAAAUUCAUCCCUGUUACAGGAAUACAUUUUCAGUUAUAGUAGUUUCUAAAAAUAAAAAGGUUAAGAAGUCCCCUUUGCGAGUUCUUUUCUGAAAUUCUGCUUAAUCUGUUGCACGGCCAACAAUUUCUUAGCAUUAAGUUUUGGACUGUGUUCUAGCAGAGCUAACUGAGGGCCAUGUGCUUUGCUUUCCCCCACAGAAUGAAGGCUAAGGCAUCCAGGUGGUUACAAACUAUUCUGAGGUCUUCAUAGCUAAAAGGAGUAUUUGUUACUUCAGGAUCCAUAAUAAGCAUGAGGGUUAUGUGUUUAAAAAAUGCAGCAGGAAACAAAGAUAAACCUAAAUAUAAGGUAAAGGUUUGACUUUUUUUUUUUUUUUUUAAUUAAGUUGUUAAACCAUUUGGUUUAAGCUCUAUUUCACCUCAGGAUAAAGUUGGCUGAUAUUUGCUGUUGGUGCAGAUGUGGGUGGUUGUGCCUAUGAGCUGCAUAACAGAUGGGGAUUGAGCCCAGGCUGCUGUGCGUGGCACCCGCUGGGUACAGACACACAGUAGGGCACACACACUACUGGUGCUGGCAGCACACGGAGAUUAUCUUCAGUGCAAAGUUCAGAGGUUGCUUGCUCUGCUUUUUUUUUAAUAUAGACAGAGUUAUUUACUCAAAAUCAUGCACUAUUUAGGACAAUAACCUACUUAGUUUUGAGUCUGAGCCUGCUUAGACUCAAGCAGAAAGUUUGAAAGCUACCAUUAAACUCUGCUGCUGCUUUUUAUCCUCAAACAUUUGGAAAUGGAGUAUUUCAUGAUGGAAGCGCAUGAAAUACACUGAGCAGAACUCUAAAUUAAUUUUUCAGACUUCAUUUAUGUAUCAUUAAUCAUCGUUUUAUAAUCACCAUUAAACAGAUCAUCUGCAUAUGUGCUUUCUCUUCAUUGCUUAACCAGCUGAGAACAGGCAACUGCACAGAGCCGUGUGUGGCUGCAAUUGCACAUGAAGCCUAUCUGGAAAUGCAUUUAGCAUGACAAUAUUUCCAAUCAUUCAUAGGCUACGUAUCUUACCAUAAAAAUAAGGCCAUAAAAUAACAUUAGGAGUUUUAUUAAAAUAACGGACUGUAAAAGCUAUAUGAUGUAGCUCAUUUGUUGGCUUAAAUUUGAUUUAAACAUUCACAGUGUUUUCCAUCCUUU